Messenger RNA from Culex quinquefasciatus (southern house mosquito), 2006 nucleotides. Its product is annotated as vegetative cell wall protein gp1-like. The transcript is spliced from 2 exons. The record is from RefSeq and is a predicted model, not a curated record. Bases 253 to 1968 code for a protein of 571 amino acids. Lineage: Eukaryota; Metazoa; Arthropoda; Insecta; Diptera; Culicidae.
CUGUAGCGUAGUUCCGCCUCCUCGUGGUGCAGCCUGGAUAACGCCAAAUGGACUACUGAAAAAAUGCUUAUUUUAAAUCGAUUUUAGAUCGUUAUCAAAGAUAGUACGUGAUUGCUACAAAAUUAAUCUGUUUGGAUCUAAGUUAAGCAUUUACCUUUCAUCAGAAAUAUUAGACAUGAAAAGAUUAAAUUUCAGUAGCGUACCUAAAAAAUAGAUCUUAAAGCACAGUGAUACUUCAGCAAAGCCACAAUCAUGAAUCUCUACACCGGACAACCGGAAUCCGACGACAGUUGCGUCGCCACAGACCUGGAGCAGCGCUACAAAAUGUUCCUGGCCGAAGGAUUUACGCCGGCGGAGGCCGCCCGUGAAGCCAAAGAAAUCAUCAAAUUCGAAUGGCUUGUAGACCAGGGCCGGGACCAGGACCAAGCUGCCCUGCUGGUGCAGAUGCCGCUACGUUCGCUGAUGAUGACCACGUUCUCGCAGAAACCCGCCGACCUGGGCUAUCCGGCGCGCGUUCAAUGGCUGCUGGAUCGGGGACUCUACACCUACGAAGAGGCCACCGUGUUUGCCUUUCAAAAGUUUGACUUUUUGGUGGUGAUGCACGACGAGGUGGAGUUGGCCGCAGGGCGGCAGCACCGGAUUCAGGACUAUUUCUCCGGGAAUCGACGUAACGUGCAGGCUAAAAGGAAGAGUACUUUUCACCCGCAAUUUGGGGAAUCAUUUGGAGCACCGGUGGCAAAGGUGGCCGCGGUUAAGCCCACGUUCCGGGAUAUGGUUUCGCCGGAGAUUGCUAGCGAGAUUGCGUCCUUUAGGAGCCAGCCGGUGCUAACGUUGCCAUUUCCGAAUAGUGGCAACCUGGACCGACUGUUGAAGGCGCCGAGUCCUAAGCCGGAAGAGGCACCACCGGUUGCGAUUGCUGUACCUGAACCUGAACCUACGCCAAGCACUCGCAAGGCUCCGACAAAGAAAGAUAUCGUUGUUCCUGUGGUGGCCAAAACGAAAAAGGCCGCUCCGAUCGCCAAACCUGCCUUCAAGUGGUCCUGGAAGGGAGCACGUGCCAACUUGGGUGCCGUUCCAGCAGGUUUUGGACAUGAUGACGAGGAAACUGCAUCUGUAUCCACAGUCACUGGACCGAAAGUACCUAAAGCUGACCAAGCGAGUCCCGUCCCAGACAUUCCCAGAGUUUUCAACGUCCCACCCCCACCGCUGCCAGUUCCACCUCCACCGAAUUCACAGACCUUGGAUCCAGCGCUGCUAACGCAACCUGUUUUUACUUGGGCGUGUCCCAUCGUGGUGCCACCAACCGUCGUCGAGAAAGCCACCGUGGUCACCCCGGACGUCGCAGUCUUCGUAGAACCUCCACCACUUCCUCCAGAACAGCCCAAACCACCGGAGCCCGAGCCGGAACCGGUUUUCAAAAUCGCGACAAUUACGACCGGACCAACGAAACCGCCAGCGGACCCAAGCAAGUACUCCUGGGUUAAUCCGGCCAAAAGAGAAAAUACGAAACCCGAGGAAGCACCACGUCCGAUUCCGUCGCUAGCGGCUGUUCCGGACAACAGUUCCAAGAACGCUCCGAAAAGCGCCACCGCUGCGGCGAACCUCAAGUGGUCCUCAACAAUUCCAACCAUCAACACCCGUUCUGGCAAUAACAUCGUGAUCACGCCUACCCCAGACGACAACCUCAAGUGGAAUCUACCUGCAACUCUAGCUACACCAGAAGAACCGAAAACAAGUGACGAAUUCAGUCUCAGCUGGGACAAGGCUUGGGGCGAGGCGACGUCGAGUGGGGGAACGAGUCGAUGGGCCAAUUUCAAACCGGUCGAGGGCGUCGAGGAGGAUCCGGACAAUCCCUACGGAGUGCCACUGCUGAACAGGCAGAGCGCUUCGCAACCCGCAAGGAGCACCAGUCCGACCAAUAAAGUUGAAGAUUUGUACGCGAUGCUGAAUCGGUUCGAUGGGAAGUAGCGAUCAAUUCAAUAAAUUCAUUUUAUUUACUUAGUUCA